Molecule: messenger RNA, 1413 nt
Organism: Phytophthora sojae
Lineage: Eukaryota; Oomycota; Peronosporomycetes; Peronosporales; Peronosporaceae
Exons: 2
Biological process (GO): cellulose catabolic process
Molecular function (GO): hydrolase activity, hydrolyzing O-glycosyl compounds
Source: RefSeq, a predicted model, not a curated record
GCGGCCUCGUUCCUGCUGGCCGUCGCUGGUACGGCCAGCCUUGCUCAGGCCGACACCUUGUGCUCCUUGCCGCCGGUGACCUACGCCAAGGCCAAAACCGCCUACCCGGCCUCGGCCUCCGCCAUCGAGGCGCUCGAGAAGUUCGGCAUGGCAACCUGGUACUCCGACCGCACGGAGAACGGAGACUACGCGAAGACAGCGGCCGACCUGGUGUCAAGCUGCUCCGAGGACUCGCGCAUCAGCGUUGUGGUCUACGGCCUGCCGAACAAGGACUGCGCUGCGAAGGAGUCGGCGGUGGGCAGUACGGUGCACUCCGCCUCGGACUACGAGAAGUUCCUCACCACACUCACGUCGGCUAUCGGUAACCGCAAGGUGCUGUACAUUCUCGAGCCCGAUGCCAUCGGACUGCUAGCAGACACCACGGGCUGUGGCCAGGGCGCUGGGUACCUGGCCAACCUGCAAACUGCCAUCGGUCUGCUGUCCAAGAACGACAACGCCGAAAUCUACCUCGACGUGGGCUACUGGACGCUCGAGUACCCGGCCACCUCCACUGCGGUGGCUGCCAUUGUGAAGCAGUUGGUGAGUGCCGGAACCAAGGUGAAGGGCAUCACGCUCAACACGUCCAACUACCAGUCCACCAGCACGUUGUCGACACUCUGCAGCAACUUCCAGACGGCAGUUGGCUCCAUCGACCUGCACUGCAUCUUCGACACGUCGCGCAACUACCACGGCGGCCCCGAGUCGAACGAGUGGUGCAAUGUCAAGAGCGCGGGUAUCGGGCCUCUGCCCACGAGCGACACUGGGAUCAGCAACGUCGACUACUUCAUCUGGGCCAAGCCUCCUGGAGACAGUGAUGGCACCUGCGAGGGCCGUACGUCGGACGCCAUGCAGGGUCCUGGAGCUGGCGUCUUCUUUAACGAACUGUUCCAGAGCCUCUGGAACCAAGGUAUUAUGGUUGCGGAGAAGGGAUACAGCGCCAUCGAUGGCACGGUGCACAGCUCUACAGGGUCGGGGUCAAGCGCAACGCAGACGCAGCAGCAGCAGCAACAAAAUCAGAACCAGAACCAAGACGCUGCCACGUACAAUGCAACCUCGACCGGAGAUCAAGCUCAACCUACAAAACAGUUGGCCUCGACUCCGACGCCGAUCCCCGCGUCCAAGUCCUCUGAAAGCCAGCAGAUCUCGACCGAGAGCUCAACCAGCUCGCCUGUGGGGACUGGUGUGGUCGUGUUGGUUGGUCUCGUGGCUGCAGCGGUGGUGGCUCUCGUCGCUAUCGUGGGCAUCCGUCGUCGCCAGAAGAAGAUGCUGAACAACGCCAAGACGCCGGAGCUCUCGGCGCUGGCACCGCUGCCUACCGCAAUGGUGAACUUCCGUCCGCAGUCGACUGCACUAGCGCGGGAUCCCAGGGUCCUC